UCGGUGGUGUUGCGCAUGCGCUGUGCACCUGAAACCUACAGUUGACAUGAGCACAUACACGACUCUGCCGGGACUGUAGCCUUAUAACGUGAUUUGCCACUAUUCAACUGAAAGAAACGGUGUCAGUUUAAAAAGGUAAUUUUAUCUAAGACACAAGCCAUUAGUGUAUCCUCACAGAAAUUACAGAGAGGAGAGGUUAAUAUUCGUCCUUUAAAUUCCCGGGGAUCCUUCAGCUUGCCCUGAUGAAGGCUGAGCCAGACGGAGACCUCCUGGAAGCUAACUCCCAGCAGGAAAAUGGAGUCCAGACAAACCAUUACAGCUCAAUCACUCCUCCUUCCUCACCAGUGGUGCAGGAAGAAGCCUUUUCCACCUACUUUGAGGAAAGGGUACCCAUUCCAGAGAGUGCUAACCAGUUGUUCAGUUUCCGUAAACUCUGGGCCUUCACUGGACCUGGGUUUUUGAUGAGCAUUGCUUACUUGGAUCCAGGGAAUAUUGAGUCAGAUCUGCAGUCUGGAGCUAAAGCUGGCUUUAAGCUCCUAUGGGUGCUCCUCGGAGCCACCAUCAUUGGGCUGCUAUUACAGAGAUUGGCCGCACGCCUCGGGGUUGUCACAGGGAUGCAUCUAGCUGAAGUCUGCAACCGCCAGUAUCCCACUGUUCCCCGGAUCAUCCUUUGGUUGAUGGUUGAACUGGCUAUUAUUGGCUCAGACAUGCAGGAGGUCAUUGGAUGUGCUAUAGCUUUCAACCUUCUAUCAGUGGGCCGGAUCCCACUGUGGGCUGGAGUUCUCAUCACCAUCACAGACACAAUUGUGUUCCUCUUUUUAGACAAAUAUGGCCUGAGGAAACUUGAGGCUUUCUUUGGUGUUCUGAUCAGUAUAAUGGCUAUUAGUUUUGGUUACGAGUAUGUGCUGGUGAAACCAGACCAAGGAGAGCUCCUAAAGGGCAUGUUUUUACCCUACUGUGCCGACUGUGGGCCUGUUCAGCUGGAGCAGGCUGUGGGAAUUGUAGGUGCUGUCAUCAUGCCCCACAACAUCUAUCUGCACUCGGCACUGGUCAAGUCCCGGGAAAUUGAUCGGAAAAAUAAGAAAGAAGUAAAAGAAGCAAACAAGUACUUUUUUAUUGAGUCCACGAUCGCGCUCUUCGUGUCCUUCCUCAUAAAUGUCUUCGUUGUGGCAGUCUUUGCUCAGGCCUUUUACAAUAAAACCAACAUGGAGGUGAAUGCUGAGUGUAAUGCAACUGGAAGUCCUCACACAGACCUCUUCCCUCUGAACAAUAAAACUCUGGAGGUGGACAUUUACAAAGGGGGAGUGGUCCUGGGCUGUUUCUUUGGUCCUGCAGCUCUCUACAUCUGGGCCAUAGGGAUUCUGGCAGCUGGACAGAGCUCCACCAUGACAGGCACCUACUCUGGACAGUUUGUCAUGGAGGGAUUCCUUAACCUGAGGUGGUCUCGUUUUGCUCGGGUGCUACUGACUCGCUCCAUCGCCAUUACACCUACACUACUGGUGGCCAUUUUCCAAGAUGUUCGGCAUCUAACUGGAAUGAAUGACUUCCUCAAUGUGCUUCAAAGCAUGCAGCUUCCAUUUGCUUUGAUCCCAAUUCUGACUUUCACCAGCCUGAGGACCAUAAUGGACGACUUUGCUAACGGACUGUUUUGGAAGAUCAGUGGAAGCAUCGUCAUCCUGGUUGUUUGCGCAAUCAACAUGUACUUUGUGAUCGUGUACGUGACAGCGCUGAACAGCGUGCUGCUCUAUGUUUUGGCUGCUUUCCUCUCCCUGGGCUAUCUCUGCUUUGUGGGCUACCUGGCAUGGCACUGUCUGAUUGCUUUGGGGGUAUCCCGUCUGGACUUUGGCAGCAGGGUGCCAUGGGGACUAUCUCGUCACACGGACUUGUACUUACUGAAUGAUAUGGACUCAGAUACGAUAGAUGAGAGAUAAAUAACUCUCUGAUCGGGUGCUGAACUCUGGUGAUGGCAGACAGACGGCCUAGAUGAAAUAAGGGACCACUGGAACCAGUAUGAUUUUGUCUUCAUCUCAUGGUGCCUAAUGGGGUUAAAAGUGUCCUUAUAAUGUACCCAGAGACAUCAGAAUCUGAAACAUAGAUGUCCGUCAUAGCAAAUUUCACAGCAGCCUUCAUGAUUAUUCUGGGGGAAGAGUGAGAUAGCUAAUCCACAGAAGUAAUCACAACUGGCUUAGUACUGAAGUAAGAUAAAUGAUAUCUUUAUAAAUAAUAAUAAAAAAGAGUAAAGGUAGUGACAGUUGCCAAGCAAACGCUAACUGUACUUGGACUGAGAAUGAUCAAUUUAUAAAUUGCCUCAUGAGUAAAUUACCAAAGCUCUAAGUUUAGAGAACCAGUAGUGUACUGUUUUUUAAUUUUGUAUCUAUUGAGUGGUUUCUGAUGCCACAUUCAGGAUCUGAUAGAUUUUUUAAAAACUUUUUAUGCUUUUUUAACCUAUAUAUUAUUUUUCUUUAAUGUAGCUUGACAUAAAACUAUGGGAUUUUUGUCCUACGUCCACACAGAAUACCAGCAAAAAACAUGUAUAAAUGUGAGCUAUGUAUAAAUACAUAUCAUGAACAUCACCAUUUGUUCCCAAUCUUUAUGUCUUUGUUGGGGACCAAACGGCUUCCCAUCAUUCUGCUAAAUAUUAAAGUAAAUUAUACCUUUAAGAUAUUUGUAUUAAAAUUUAAACCUAUUUCCUGAUUACAAUAUUUAAGAUGUACAUAACCCCCUAGAUUUAUGCAAACUAUUUAUGUGUGAUUGAUCACACUUUAUUCCAAUACAGCAUAUAAGAGAUGGCAGUUUUAUGUCAGUCUCAGUUGUAGUUAUACAAAAUAUUUUAAAGACCUGUUCACUUCUCAAGUGCAAGUUUAAGGUUUAUUCUCAAUUCAGUGUUUAAAACACCUUUGUUUUCUGGCAUACUCUAUUUCUGCCGGCUGCAAGCCUCAUGAGAAACUCGGUUUGCUCUGAUUACUCAGAAGUAGUUGAGCAGGUGAGGAGCUGCUGAUUUGAAAAAAAAUGUUUAGCAUUUUUGUGGAACACCUCAUUAACCUCUAUGCAUUCUUUAUGCAAAUGAGUUUCAUGGUGAUUUGCACACACAAGUGAAAAAAGCACAGACUCCUAAUGUGGGAGAAAAAAAACUAACAGGUGUUAAAAUUUUCAAAACAUGGAGCAAUAUAGCUUUAAAUCACCUUGAGAGGAAGUUAAAAAUCCCAAAAGCAACAUAAGUGAAUUGCAGUUUUUUCAUAGUUAUGUAUUCUGUCUGUAAUUCCAAGUUUUAUUAAUGUAAGAUUAUUGUAUGUUAUUGCAAAAAAGAAUGGAAAUCAAAUAUUUGCCGUUUCCUUGCUGUAGUGCAGCAGACAGAAAAUGUAAAGGGUCUUUAAAGACGAAUUUUUCUUAGAAUAUUAAGUGCUGAACGUACAAGCUGGUGUCCAAUCAUCCUUCACAUCCAUCAUUAAUGAGUUUAUGCACAUUUGAAAAUACUGUUUACUAAAAUCUAUCCCUUCUUCCCAACCAAGGUCAAUUUGCUUUAAGAUGUCUUUAUUCGCUGCAUGUAUCUCACUUUUCUAAAUUAUCAUUUAUCUAGUUUGUAGUUUAACUACUACUUUUAUUUGAAUUUUUCAUUUUGUUCUGUUUCUGCUUUAAGAUAAAUAUGAUUAUAGUCUUGCUGAAAGGACGCCGAAAGUAUGCAGAUGGACAAUUUGUGUGUGUCUGUGUGUGUGCAGCACAGCACGUCAUUUCUGUAAUGAAUGUAGAGGGAAAAAGCUGGCAGCUGAGGUGAACCCGUGAGGUGUAUAUAUAUAUAUAUAUACUGUAUGUUAGAGACAGGCGGCCUCACAACUUACAUGCAAGAUUCCUGUAGCCAUUACACUUCAAUAUAUGUCCUAUGGUCUACUUGAAUAUUUAAACUACUACGGUAUAAAUGUGUUUGUUUUUCAGUACAGCAAAAGUUGAGAUAGGAAAAUUAGCCAAAUUUCUCCUUUAACUGGACAUGAAAAUGAACUGAUACUGUAAGCCAUAGUUAUUCUGCAAUGUCAAUGCCUCCUGUGCUCACCGAAGUGCCUCAAUUACUGGGUCACCAGCAUAUAUCUAUAUUUGAACAAAAAAAAUGAAUGACGUUAUUGGAAGAAGUCUCACUUAAAAGAACUUAAAGCAAUGUUACUAUUUGUUUUAUGAAAUAUGUGCUGUAUGUUUAUCUACAUGUGAAAUUUGGUCGUUUGCAUCAUGUCUGCCAUUUAAUGUAUUCUACCAUAUUAUAUAUAUAUAUAAAUAUAUAUAUAUAUAUAUAGGGAGAGAGAGAGAGAGAGAGAGAGAGAGAGAGAGACUAUGUUUAUUAUUGUUAUUCUUGUACACAGGCUGUCAAUAUUGUUCCAUAAUAAAUAAUUGUGCCUACAGUUUUAUUGUGUCCUCCUUUAAAUAACUUUUUUUUUUUUCUUUAACUUUACCCGAAAGUGUAUAGUGAAGGGUUUGA
Molecule: messenger RNA, 4462 nt
Organism: Menidia menidia (Atlantic silverside)
Lineage: Eukaryota; Metazoa; Chordata; Actinopteri; Atheriniformes; Atherinopsidae
Source: the annotation of a GenBank genome assembly